Molecule: messenger RNA, 721 nt
Organism: Amoebophrya sp. A120
Lineage: Eukaryota; Dinophyceae; Syndiniales; Amoebophryaceae
Source: the annotation of a GenBank genome assembly
GCGGAAUGGUCUGGGGGCGCGCGCGGUGUUGGUGUGUGUUGUCGGGUUUCUGGGCCCGGUUGAGGGGCAGCCAUAUGGACCCGCGGGGGCGGGGGGGCGACGCCCGCAAGCGGGGCCGACCUGGGAAGGCAGGGUGGCGGCGGACCUCGGCAAAGCGGUGGACUUGAAGCGGGCGCGCCCCAAUGAAGCCGAUUGCAAGACAUGCUGCCCUUGCCGCAAGCAAACUACAACCCCCACCAGAGCGCGGAACUGCCCCCCAAGCCAGCUACACAGGGGCGCGGCCUCCGGCUCGGCGCCCCUUCUUUAUAUCUUAUUUGCUCCCUGGCCCCGCCUGGCCCGAUUUCGGGGCCGGGGUGGCACGCCGCGGCGCUGGCAACCGAUGUAUGUUUGCUGGCCUCCGUCCCCGCGCGCCCGCGCGGGCGCGGGGCGGUUUACUUUUGCCGGCGUGGCCGCCCGACCGACCCGGCUGAUUUGAUUGGCGGCGGGGAGAAGGAUUGGGCCUCGUUCUCCUCGGCAAGGCAAGCAAGGCCAGGAGCGCGGCGCUUUUGGCCGGAUUCGGGCCGUAGCAAACACUUUCGAUCGGGGCGACUUAUGUGGUGCGCGGGCCCGUGGUAUCGACAUAGAGUUCAUGUGGCCAUCGCCCUCUGCCCGGCCGCCGCGCCCAGGCGCAUGGCUAUGGUUUAUUUUACCUGUUUUCAAACCUGCAUGCGAUGAAUGACAC